AUGGCGGAACCAUUGGUCUAUGUGGACCCUAAGGCAAUGGAGAUCUCUGUCAACGUGGACCCGAAGAAAGCGGAGUUCUCUGUCAACGUGGAUCCCAAGACAGCAGAGUUCCCUGUCAACGUGGACUCCAAAAAAGCGGAGUUCUCUGUCAACGUGGACCACAAGAAAGCGGAGUUCUCGGUUAACGUGGAUCCCAAGACAGCAGAGUUCUUUGUCAACAUGGAUCCCAAGACAACGGAGUAUUCUGUCAACGUGGACCCCAAGAAAGCGGAGUUCUCUGAUAACGUGGAUCCCAAGAUUGCGGAUUUUGCUGCCAACGUGGACCCCAAGAAAGCGGAGUUUCCUGUCAACGUGGACUCCAAGAAAGCGGAGUUCCCUGUCAACGUGGACUCCAAGAAAGCGGAGUUCCCUGUCAACGUGGACUCCAAGAAAGCGGAGUUCCCUGCCAACGUGGACCCCAAGAAAGCGGAGAUCCCUGUCAACAUGGACCCCAAGACAUCGGAGUUCUCUGCCAACGUGGACCCCCCAAAAAAGCGGAAUUCUCGCUGCAUUGCACAGCUCAGUGUCAUUCCUCGCCUGUGUGGCAUACUGACAGGUGUUGGAUGCGAGAUUCCUCAUCUACCAAUGAAACUGACAUGGUCCAACCAACCCGCACUUGACCCUGGUGUGGACCAAAGAGCUAUGCCUAAGGAGGUACCCGAUAUUAGCAUGUUAUUCUUGAGCCACUUCAGGUCUAGCUUGGAUAUGAGAUCCAACCUUCUUGGGUCUCUGUUUCUUGGAUCUCUGGUUCUUGGAUUUUUGGUUCUUGGAUCUAUGGCCCUUGGAUCCCUGAUUCUUGGACCUCUGAUUCUUGUACCUUUUGUUCUUGGACCUCUGGUUCGUGGACUUCUGGUUCUUGGACCUUUGAAUCUUACAUCUCUGAUUUUUGGACUUCUAGAUUUUGGAUUUCUAGUUCUUGGAUCUCUGAUUCUUGGACCUCUGGUUCGUGGACAUCUGGUUCUUGGACCUUCGAAUCUUAGAUCUCUGAUUCUUGGACUUCUAGGUCUUGGAUCUCUCUGGAUUUUGGUUCUUGGGUCUCUGGUUCUUGGACCUCUAGUUCUUGGAUCUUCGAUUCUUGGAUCUAUGGCCCUUGGAUCCCUGAUUCUUGGACCUCUGAUUCUUGUACCUUUUGUUCUUGGACCUCUGGUUCUUGGACCUUUGAAUCUUAGAUCUCUGAUUCUUGGACUUCUAGGUCUUGGAUCUCUCUGGUCUUGGAUCUCUCUGGUUUUUGGGUCUCUAGUUCUUGGAUCUCUGAUUGUUGAACCUCUAAGUCUUGGAUCUCUAGUUCUUGGAUCUCUGAUUCUUGGACCUCUGAUUCUUGUACCUUUUGUUCUUGGACCUCUGGUUCUUGGACCUUUGGGUCUUGGCCCUUUGGGUCUUGGACCUCUGGUUCCUGGGCCCCGAGGGAACAGCAGACGACGUAGAAAGAAAAGCGAACGCAAGGAAAAUUAA
Molecule: messenger RNA, 1491 nt
Organism: Eufriesea mexicana
Lineage: Eukaryota; Metazoa; Arthropoda; Insecta; Hymenoptera; Apidae
Exons: 6
Coding region: 1-1491 (496 amino acids)
Source: RefSeq, a predicted model, not a curated record